Molecule: messenger RNA, 1270 nt
Organism: Polypterus senegalus (gray bichir)
Lineage: Eukaryota; Metazoa; Chordata; Cladistia; Polypteriformes; Polypteridae
Product: zinc transporter ZIP1-like
Exons: 4
Coding region: 168-1130 (320 amino acids)
Biological process (GO): zinc ion transmembrane transport
Cellular component (GO): plasma membrane
Molecular function (GO): zinc ion transmembrane transporter activity
Source: RefSeq, a predicted model, not a curated record
CGCCUCUCCCGUUAGUUCUGAUUGACUGUUUACUUCAAAAGUCGAAGGAAGUCCGCCUGAUGGAGUGAGUACCAGUUUAGGUUUAUAAUCAACACAAAAAUAUGCAUGGAUGAAGAGAAGUAAACAGAGUCUGUUUAACACAGGACUGAAUCGUUACAGUGAACACCAUGGAUUCUGAGAAGGGCUCAGAUACAACAUUGGAGUCGGUUGAAACAAUGACUGGGUUGGAGGUCAAACUGAUUUCACUGGUAAUACUGCUGCUCGUGACUAUGCUAUUUGGGUUUGGACCAUUCUUCAUGAUUAGGUUUUCAGGAGUGCUUGGAAUUGCACCAGGUACUUGCCGAAGAAAUAUGAGCCUGGUGAGCUGCUUUGCAGGUGGAGUGUUCCUUGCUACAUGUCUUUUGGACUUGGUGCCCGAUUACCUGGCUGGAAUCACAGAAACAUUUAACAAUCUUCAAGUCACUCUUGUGUUCCCUCUGCCUGAGUUCAUCAUGACGAUGGGUUUCUUCUUAGUGCUAAUUAUGGAACAAGUAGUGUUGGCCUACAAAGACCAGUCCCUUGGUUCCAUAGAUGAGAGGCGUAAUCUGCUUGUAGCAUCAAACAUUCAGUCUGGUAACUCGCAUGAAGCUGAAAGGGACAGGGAUGAAGGUGUUCAUCUUCAUGUAGAUUUCAAUUCCCAUUCAGCAAUACGCACUUUUAUCCUUGUGUUUUCAUUAUCUCUACACUCCAUCUUUGAAGGUCUUGCAGUUGGACUUCAGAAGCAGACCGACAAAGUUCUUGAAAUCUGUUUGGCGCUGCUUAUUCACAAAUGUAUCAUAGCUUUCAGUUUGACCUUCAAGUUGGUGCAAAACCACCUGCGACGUGGUGUUGUGGUAAUGUGCAUUCUGCUGUUUUCUGUUAUGUCACCUCUGGGGAUUGGUUUGGGUAUCUUGCUGACAGAGAAUACCAGUAGCGUGCAUCAGCUUUCCCACUGUGUCCUCGAGGGCAUUGCUACUGGAACGUUCAUAUAUAUCACCUUCAUGGAAAUACUGCCACAUGAACUUGCAUCUUCUGAACUGCGCAUCCCAAAGUUGGCCAUGUUACUUCUAGGCUUCACUGUCGUCACAGGAGUCCUUUUCAUAAGGUUUUAAAAAGAGAUGCCUCUUACAGUGCACAACAAUAAGGGAAUCCCUAAUCUCAUGUCAUCUGUACUAAAGUGUAAAUGAGAAUUUGUAUUGUUGGGUAAAGGAGCUUCUUAUAAAUUCAGCAGUCGGAAGUGUUAAAAAAAAAA